Molecule: messenger RNA, 1776 nt
Organism: Symbiodinium sp. CCMP2592
Lineage: Eukaryota; Dinophyceae; Suessiales; Symbiodiniaceae
Source: the annotation of a GenBank genome assembly
AUGCCUCUUCCGGAGCUCAUCGAGAUUGUGCCGCUCUCCCCGGAGCAGCUGCAGAGCUUCGCGACCAACAAGGCCGAGAUCAUGGUCCCCGGUUCGAAGAGCAUCACCAACCGCGCCAUUGUGCUUGCAGCGCUCGGGAAGGGCAAGGUGGUGCUCAAAGGAGCUCUGUGGAGCGAGGAUACCGAGGCCAUGGUGGAUUGCAUGCAGCGACUCGGCAUCCAGCUGGAGGUGGCCGUGGACCCGGUACUCGAGGCCAACCGCAUCAUCACCAUCCAAGGUUGCAAUGGCAAGCUGCCCAAAGGGGGGACGUCAGACGCCCCGCUGGAACUUUUCGUGGCCAAUGCGGGCACCGCUGCUCGCUUUCUCUCAGCGAUGGUUUGCCUGGGCAACGGCGUUUACCGCCUCAGCGGAGUGCCGCGCAUGCACGAGCGGCCACAGAAGGAGUUGAUCCGGGCCCUGCGCUCCCUGGGCUACCGGAUUGAGACUCCGAAUGACAAGCUGCCCGCCGUCUUCUACGGCGAGGGUGCGAAGCCUGGUGCGGUAACCGUCAGCGUCGAGGACAGCUCGCAGUUUGCCAGUGCUUUGCUGCUCUCCAGCCGGGCGGGGAGUUGGAACGUCUCGACGCCUCCAGACGCGAAUCCAGAUGAGCUCCCUUACGUGGAGAUGACGCGGGAACUCCUCAAGGCGUUCCCACAUGAAGGAGGGGAGUUUCAGAUUGAAGCCGACGCCUCCAGCGCGAGCUAUUUUCACGCGGUGAAUGCCAUGUUCCCCAAGAUCGCGCCUGUCCGUGUUCUGGCCUGCCAGCCGCCUCGCACGGAAGGAGGAACUGGCUGGCAGAUCGAUGCCGAAUUCCCGAGGCUGGCGCCACGGAAUCACAAGAUGCGGAGCACAGCGCAGCGGCUGAUGUCCUUCCUGACAGGCCUGGCGCAGCGAGUUUGCUCAGCCGGCCAGGCUCCGCGCGUGAUUUCUCGCAAGACCGACCUUGGCGACUCUAUCAUGACGGCAAUCACGAUCGCCACGCUGGCAGAGUCGCCAUUUAAGUUCGUGAAACUAGGCGUGCUGCGCAAGCAAGAGUGUGAGCGUGUACAAGCUCUGCGCGACGAGCUUACGAAGUGCAAGGUCGACGUGAAGGAGGUGGAAGACACCCUCGAGGUCGCGCCAUGCGAGUCUGCCAUAGGUGAUGCCUCCAUCCACACCUACCACGACCACCGCAUGGCGAUGUGCUUUGCCACCCUGGGACUGGCAGCUCCAGGGAUCAAGAUUGAAGAUCCCAGCUGCGUCCGAAAGACGGUGCCCUCCUUCUUCCAGAUCCUCAGCGCCCCACCGCCGCGGGGCCUCGGCGUGGAGAUCUGGGCCCUCCGGCCGAUCCAGUCGGCCGUGAUCUGCAGCAUUUCCACGAGCCGCAAGUCCUACGCACAGAGCCGCCGUGUCGUGGAUGCCGCCGCACUGCUGGCUACACAGGAAGAGGAGGAGAUGUCAGCGGAGCAGGCGACGAUCCGGGAGCUGGAGGGGCGGAUCGAGGCUUUGCACGCUAAGCUCGGUGCCUCGGCUCCGCGCGAGGAGGUGACGUCUCUGACGGCACAGGUUCGAAGUCUUGAAAAGCAGCAAGAAGAAUUGAGGAGUGCUUAUGCCGCAGCGAUGCAGCGCGCAGAGGAUGCUGAGCGGCGUCUGGAGGAUGCGACGAGGAAGUUGGAGGAUUUCCGACGCGCGGAGUCUGAGAAAGUUCCGGCUGCUCCGGCGCCUGCCGUGACGCCGGUGAAGGUGGCGGGGUGCUGA